UCCACCCCGACUGCCCUGAGCAUCACUCGCACUUGGACACAACCAGCUGGAGUUUGUAUACGGACUAUAGACCAGACCCGCACCGCAGUCUUCUCCAACCUCACAGCUCCACAAGGUUGGUUGGUGAUGAUCCACACAGUGAGUACGGACAUAGACCAUUCGAAUAUGAACGACUCGGCCAGCACUGCGCUGCCCUGCAACGAGACCAUGUGUGGAAUUCGCUUUGGGGAAAGUGAGACUGCCCUGGCCUCGAUGUACGGCAUCACCUUCCUGAUCAGUCUGACCAUGAAUUGUCUCACCCUCUGGCCAAUCAUCCUGCAGGUCAAGCAGAAGAACGUCCUUGGCAUCUACCUCUUGAGCCUCACCAUCUCCGAUCUCCUGUACACUCUGACCAUCCCCCUCUGGGUCAUCUACUACUACAGUGGUCACCACUGGAGGUUUGGCAGGGUGACCUGCCACCUCGCGGGCUUUAUCUUCUACUCCAACGUCUACAUCAGCAUCCUCUUGCUCUGUUGUAUCUCCGUUGACCGCUACCUGGCCAUAGUCUACCCCAUGAGGUCCCAGAACAUCCGUCGGCCCAGCAAGGCCAUCAAGCUCAGCCUGCUCAUCUUCAUAUCCGUCUUUGCUGUCCACCUUCUGGUCAUCCUCUGUACCAUCAACGACACGGGUCCCGACAUGCUCAACUCCACCUGCUACGAGCACAUCCCCCUGGUCAAGCCGGUGGCCUUUGGCAACUACAUCCGGUUCUUCAUCGGCUUCCUGCUACCUCUCCUCCUUCUCAUCUUCUGCUACCAGCGGAUUCUCAAAGGGGUCAGGAAGAGCCUAAGCCUCCAGGGCGAGCUGAAGACCAAGGUGAAGCAACUCUCCAUCUCGGUCAUCAUCAUUUUCCUCAUCUGCUUCGGCCCCUACCACAUCAUCCUCUUGGCCAGAACCAUCAACUUCUCUAUGAUGGACUGCGCCUGCCAAUUCGAACGCAAGGUUUUCAUCUACUUCAAUACCUCCUUGGCUUUCUCCAGCCUCAACAGCGCUGUGGACCCCAUCCUGUACGUGCUGGUCAGUGACAAUGCCAAGAAGGACCUGAAGAAGUCUUUUGCCGCCAUUAGAUACGGAUGCUUCAGGAAGAGGCUCUCGAGUUAUUCCGGCACGAUGAUCACAAGGACCCAUGUUUAAACGCCGACCGCGGGCUCAAGAAACUAAAGGGGUGAAGG
Amblyraja radiata (thorny skate) is the source of this 1208-nucleotide messenger RNA. RefSeq names its product G-protein coupled receptor 4. Gene Ontology annotation, cellular component: membrane. Gene Ontology annotation, biological process: negative regulation of G2/M transition of mitotic cell cycle; G protein-coupled receptor signaling pathway; G1/S transition of mitotic cell cycle. The record is from RefSeq and is a predicted model, not a curated record. NCBI's taxonomy places the organism in Eukaryota, Metazoa, Chordata, Chondrichthyes, Rajiformes, Rajidae. The transcript is spliced from 2 exons. The coding region runs from base 127 to 1170 and encodes 347 amino acids. Gene Ontology annotation, molecular function: G protein-coupled receptor activity.